CAAAGUUGCGUUCCGUGGCGUUCGGAAAAGAUCGUCGAGAGUCGAAAGCAAAAUCAGCAUGGUGCUGGUGACGACGCCAGUCAGUCAGUCACUCGGUGCUCGGCGACGGUAGAGUUGAUUUGUACGCGCGUUGGCUGGUGAUGCGAUCGGCUACCGACGCGUUAUUCGUUUCAUGGAGCGACAAUUCGCUGGACUUUUGUUUUUAGUGUUCCUGUUUUUAAAAGUGAUCUGUUUUCUGUGAUAUUAGUUUUAUUGUUUUUGGUUGUCCGUUAUGUCAUUGAUUCAGACUGAGCUUCCAAAUUGGGCAUGGCAUUCGCCUGCAAUGUUAGGCUGUAGCACAGUAUGCCCGAAAUGCAAGCACGAAUUCGCGUGCUGUCCGGCGUCCACAGGCGGCGCGCAACAAUGCUCCGGGGGUUCCCGACGCUCGCUCCACGUGUUGAGCGGAGGCGGGCUCGUCGCCGCCCUCGCUCCUCCUACAAGCCCUGGCCCAUCGCCCCAGGUGUCUCCAAGCACCCCGUUGAGUUUCGUGUUGCCUCCAUUAGCACCGUUACAGCCUCUGCCGGUCCUAGAAGCCAAGCCCGAAACAGAACUGCAGCACCUUGCCGAUACCGUUCGGGCUCUUCGCCAGUCCGGCUGGUAUUACGAAGGCAUCACUUUUCAGGAGUCGCAUGAAUUUCUAAAAUACACCCAGGUCGGUACAUUCUUAAUAAGGAACUCCUCGGAUCCCAGAUUCUUGUUUUCGUUGAGCGUGCAGACAGAACGCGGGCCGACUUCAGUGAGACUGCACUACAUCAACGGUUACUUCCGGCUCGACGCGCAAACUCAUCUCCAAGCUGUCAUGCCGGUCUUUCCGAGCGUUAUAGAUUUAAUACAGCAUUACGUCCGACAAGUUCGGGUCGUUAAAGAUAACAUGCAGGUGUGGGUAGACGCUCAUGGUAAAUGGUACUCAUCAAUCCACCUGGACAGGCCUCUAAGGAAACGGGACGAACCCUCUAGUUUAAAACACCUGGCCAGGUUAUCCAUACACAAAACAAUCCAAUCGACGGGCAGACCUAGGAUACCCAAGUUACCCGCGCCCCACACUCAACUAGAGCUGCCCACUUCGUUAAUAACAUAUUUGUCAGAGUAUCCACACUCCAUCUAAUGUAGGGGCAUGAAGAGACUGGGUAGUCGGUACCUUUACAUACCGGCGAAUCAGGGAACACCAUUAAAGUAUUCUAGUUCGAAUCGGAUGUGCGGAUAAAAGGACACAAACGAUUAGGUUUUUUAGGUAGGAUAACAAAUUAUCAGUGUGUUUAUGUAUAUCGAUUAAAGUUAGUGUGCGAACAAUUAUUUGUGAAUCAAAUGGAUGGCAGCCCCAACCGGGAAAUGUAGGUAAUUAUUUAUGUUAAUAUUUAUUUAUUUUUCUUUUGUUGAUAUUUAUUCGAUUAUAUAGAUUUUUAUCGGCAAUGUUGACGUCGAGAUGGGUCAAAAACUAAAGCUGUUAAAAAAACAAUCGUCAAAUAAAUCAGGUAACAUCCAGAACCGAAAAUUUUGACAUUAUUUUGAGACUAGGCGAAACUUGAAUUACUUUGGAAAUUAAAACCCAUUUGCAAUAACAUUUUGAAGUAUUUUCUUAAGUGAAUUCGAGCGAGAUCUAUUUAUUUUAGACAUAAUAACAAACGGACCUUAAAGUUAUCAUUUCCCCUCAGACACAUUGUUUUUUGCUCCCACACUUUCCUAAAGAAGGGAAUACUUUUCCGCGCAUUGCCUAAAUUUUACACACUAACCUGCGCUUUCAGCCGCAUACUUUCUAAGCAGCGAUCUUUACACAUUUCACUCGUUUUUUUACUGAAAUUUUAAUGGGGCAAAAUGUGGCCGCAUCCGAGAGGUAAACUGUCGAAGUGAUUAACCAUCAGCUGCCAAGUUGAUUGUAAAGCGUAGCAAGAUCUUAUUGGUUCGUUUAAAAACUCGGUUCUUAUUGGUUGAAAACGAAAUUGGAAAUGACCUGUGCAUAUUGAAUGACCCAAUUUGCUGACUUUAAAAGUCCUGUAUUAUUAGCAUAGGCAACACUCCAUCUAGAGUUAUAUGUAUUUCCUUAUAAAGUUUCGUUUUAUAGAAAAUAAUACAAAAUUUUGUUGGACAGUGCCUUAACUUUUGUUUCAUAAAUUUCUCCCGUACCGUCAGAAAAUUGGCGUUAUAAGUUAAAUAAAUAAAUUAAAAAAAAAUGGACCGUUCUGGAAAACGUUUGAUUCACACAUAAUUUAUUUCCAACCUAAGCGAACGCAGUGUAAGCCAUAUUGGCUGGAAAACUAUUUCCUUUAAAGUGCGUAUUUUUGUAACUUAAUUUAAGAACGCAAAUUGCUGACGAGAAAUAGUUAUUGCUACCUUUAAGUCACUACGUCCUCGGAUCAACCAAAUCUAAACGCAACUAAAUGAUAUGGCGGCCUGCGAUGCACCGUCCAAUCAAAAUCAUCUACCACAUCCAUCUUUAGAUGCCAGAACACAGAUUGUUCGGUUGAUGUGGGGCCACCUACCAUCUAUUGUAAUCAUAAUACACCAAUCUGUCUAUUGUUUAGAGUGGAUGUAUUUUAUUUCGGACAGCUAGAUCAAACGCCCUAAUUAUAACAAACUUAAGUAGGAUUUUGAUGUGAUAAAGACAAAUUUUAAAAUUAAGAAAUCGCUUGUAUUAUCUGCUCUUUCGCCAUUGAUAAACAAUCAUCUCUUAUAAACAAGCUAUUAAUAUAUGUAUCUUUUCAGAAAGCAUAACAUGUCUAGCGCCCUAUUUCAUAAGCGAUUCUUUUAAUAAAUGUUAAAUGGAUAAUGAACCACCCAUCAUUUCUUUCAAAUAAGAAACAAUUCAUUUCAGUUUUUUUUUCUGCUGAUCCCACGGUUUAAUAUUAAUGCAACUCAGUUAAAAUUUGCAUUUGUUUUCACUUUUUUGAAUUUUGUUUUUUAAAAAAAUUGUUUUCAACAAAAUAUUCUAAAACUGUGACAAAAUUGUAGUCAUGGGUUGUGGAGGUUUGCUAACAGUAAAAUAUCAAUUGACUUUACCUUCCUGAAAUAAAGUCCCUGUUGGGUGGGUGAUCCAGUAUUCCAGGUAGGGUCCUACCAUAUGACAAUUUGCCUUUCUGAAUAAAUGUGUGGAAUUGAACUGUGUGAACCAAAUUCAAUAUAGAGAAAUUGUCAGCAAUAAAAUUGUUUCACUAAAUGUUUUAAAUAUUUUCUAUUAUAAAAUGAAAAUGACACUCUAGUCUGAUUUUUUUUUUAUAAAGGUACCGAUCCUGUGUAUGUAUAAGAUUCUUAUUUAUUUUUUACGUAUACGAUGAUGUUGACGAACGGAAUUACAUCAAUAUUUAAACAAUUGUAAUCUUGAAUGUCUAUUUAUAUUUAGUUAAGUGUACCCAACAUGCGAGGGCAAAAAAAAGUGAGCAUCCCAAAUGCCUGUUUAGAUAAUGUAUUUAUUUCUUUUAGCAAAUAUUAAAUUAUUUAUUAUUUUGAGAA
Cylas formicarius (sweet potato weevil) is the source of this 3483-nucleotide messenger RNA. RefSeq names its product suppressor of cytokine signaling 2-like. Gene Ontology annotation, cellular component: phosphatidylinositol 3-kinase complex. Gene Ontology annotation, biological process: phosphatidylinositol phosphate biosynthetic process; intracellular signal transduction. The transcript is spliced from 5 exons. NCBI's taxonomy places the organism in Eukaryota, Metazoa, Arthropoda, Insecta, Coleoptera, Brentidae. The record is from RefSeq and is a predicted model, not a curated record. Bases 272 to 1144 code for a protein of 290 amino acids. Gene Ontology annotation, molecular function: 1-phosphatidylinositol-3-kinase regulator activity.